Messenger RNA from Suillus fuscotomentosus, 321 nucleotides. RefSeq lists its product as uncharacterized. The transcript has a single exon. The record is from RefSeq and is a predicted model, not a curated record. The coding region runs from base 1 to 321 and encodes 106 amino acids. Lineage: Eukaryota; Fungi; Basidiomycota; Agaricomycetes; Boletales; Suillaceae.
AUGAAGAAGGCUGACAGCCAGUCCAGCCGUCAAGAACCAGGCCGUAAAUCCUUCUUUUCAAUAGUUGAGCCUGAUACACAUACGAUUCCACAACUUGGUCCGCCAGUUCCCGACAAGAAAUCAUUUUAUGCCCAUGCUACGACUGCCACUCUCAAUGAUCGUAUGGACAAUUCAUCACGCCACAUUCCGGGCACAGUGCCCAAUGAACCUGACCGUCACAAAAAACGGGCAGCAGAGAACCCAUCAGGCUGCAUGUUCAGUGACUCUUCUCUUACAUCUACUGUCAUCCUCGCCUGCAUCAAUCAUCCGAACAUAGCAUGA